Triticum dicoccoides is the source of this 820-nucleotide messenger RNA. Its product is annotated as late embryogenesis abundant protein EMB564-like. The transcript has 2 exons. Gene Ontology annotation, cellular component: cytosol. Gene Ontology annotation, biological process: response to abscisic acid. Lineage: Eukaryota; Viridiplantae; Streptophyta; Magnoliopsida; Poales; Poaceae. The record is from RefSeq and is a predicted model, not a curated record. Bases 52 to 396 code for a protein of 114 amino acids.
GCUAGCGGAGACAGACUUCAAAGACUUGUUACCGAGCAGAGACCGCGAGCAAUGGCACAGCAGGAGAAGAAGGCGCCGGAGCUGCAGCAGGACCCGGAGAUCCAGGACUCGGAGAACCGGACACAGCAGGUGAAGAAGGCGCCGGAGCUGCAGGACCCGGAGAUCCGGGCAGAGCUGGACCGCCGCGCCCGCGAGGAGGGCGAGACCGUCAUCAAGAGCGGCGCCGGCGGCAAGACCCUCGAGGCGCAGGAGCGCCUGGCGGAAGGGCGUAAGAAGGGCGGGCUGAGCCGUGCGACCGGCUCCGGCAACGAGCGCGCAGAGGGCGAGGGCGGGGUGGUGAUCGAGCCGGACGAGAAGAAGCUCAAGGAGGUCAAGAAGGAUCUCGGGCGCGAAUGAUCGAGCGAGGUAGACGAUGUACGGCCUCACAGGCCGGCCCUCCUAUAUAUAUAUAUAUAUAUAUCGUACGUGUGGAUGUACUGUAAGUUAGUACGUAGUGCUAUGGGUGUACGUGGUAGUAGGCUAGGUUGAAGGAUGCAGCUUACGUAGUAGCGUUGAUGCAUGCAUGUCUUCGUGCUCGCACGGACAUGGCGUACGUACGGCUGGCUACAAAAUUUUGGUCCCUGGAUUGUAGCCGCCGUAGCCCCUCUAUAUAUGUAGCUCGAUCGUAAUCCAUGUACCCUGGCUGCAAAAUUUUGGCAUGUAUGUACGUUCUGUAGCCAAUGAUCCCCGGAUAUAUGAGUUGAUAAAUAAAUAGUGGCCGUGUCUGCGAAAACUCCACACUAACUUCUAUUCAAUAAACGAUGUAUAGUAGUAUUUUUUU